AUGGCUUCUGGAACCGCGCUCACGCCAGCCAUCAUCGCAACAUGGCCAAUACCCAACUAUGUCGACCCAGUCUCGCAAAGGGGCAGUGUCGAAGCUGCAAUAUACGCGACAACCAUCCCAAUGGUGCUCUUCGUCGCUGGCAGAAUCUACGUUCGGGCGAACCAGAAGUCAGGUGUAGGAGCCGAUGACUGGAUUAUGGUUGGCGCAGCGUACAACGUUGCGAGUGUCACAAUGUACAAUGCUUCUAUGACACUCACAAAGCUUUCCGUCUGUAUGACGUACCUGAAGCUUUUCCCCUCGAGAACGAACAAAUUGUUCUGUUGGACGAUGAUUGGGUACCAGCUUCUGUGGGGUGUCAUCUCGUCGGCACUCUACAUUCUGCAAUGCGUGUAG
Alternaria viburni is the source of this 393-nucleotide messenger RNA. RefSeq lists its product as uncharacterized. The record is from RefSeq and is a predicted model, not a curated record. The transcript is spliced from 2 exons. Bases 1 to 393 code for a protein of 130 amino acids. NCBI's taxonomy places the organism in Eukaryota, Fungi, Ascomycota, Dothideomycetes, Pleosporales, Pleosporaceae.